GUUCAUUGGAGCAGCAAAAUCCAUUUAAAGCCUCUGCUUUCUGCCCCUCUGCCUCCACCACUCAAUCAAAGCCUCCACUUUUAACCCCUCCUCUCGCUCUCUCUCUCUCUCUCUCUCUCUUCCCUCCCCAAUGGAUGCUUCCUCUACAACAACCAUGGCGCUCAGAGUCUCCUCCUCCUCUUCCUCCGCCUCCUCCUAUUCUUCUUUCAAGCCCAACAAGUCACUCCCUUUCAAGUUCAGCAGUUUCCGGCCACGUCCCCAGCCCACACCCUUCAAAUCCCUCAAAUGCAUCCAAACGCCGCCGUCUUCCAAUCCCAACCCAUUAAAGCAUCCGCCGCCGCCUCCCCAAAACCCUGGCUCAGCCUCCCCCUUCUCCUGCUCCGCCCUCACCCUCUCCUCUCAAACCUCCGAGCUCGGCCCCUUAAAGCUCCAAACUUUGAUCUCCGAGUUCCAAUCUCUCCUUGAGCCGAUCGACAGAGUUAAACGCCUGUUGCACUACGCGGCUCUCCUCCCUCCGUUUGAUGAUUCGGGUCGGGUUGAUUCGAACCGGGUCAUGGGCUGCACGGCCCGGGUGUGGCUGCAGGCCGAGAUGGACGAGGAGGGCAAGAUGAGAUUCGCAGCUGACAGCGAUUCCGAGAUCACCAGGGGCUUCUGCUCCUGCCUGGUUUCGGUGCUCGACGGCACGUCGCCGGAGGAGGUGUUGCGGGUCAAGACUGACGACUUGUCGUCACUCAAUGUGGGAUUGCCGGGCGCGCAGAGGUCUAGGAUUAACACGUGGCAUAAUGUGCUGGUCAGUAUGCAGAAAAAGACUAAGGCUUUGGUAGCCCAGCGGCAUGGUACGCCGCCGUUCGAGCCUUUCCCGUCGCUCGUCGUCACCGCCGAGGGAAUUCAGGCAAAAGGCAGCUUCGCUGAGGCCCAGGCGAGGUACUUGUCUCCUGAUGAAUCGAAGGUUGGGGAACUUGUUAAUGUGUUGAGGGAAAAGAAAAUUGGGGUUGUUGCCCAUUUUUACAUGGACCCAGAGGUUCAAGGUAUUUUAACUGCUGCACAGAAACAUUGGCCUCACAUCCAUAUAUCUGAUUCUUUAGUCAUGGCGGAUUCUGCUGUGAACAUGGCGAAAGCUGGUUGCCAAUACAUUACAGUCUUGGGUGUUGAUUUUAUGUCGGAAAAUGUCCGAGCUAUACUUGAUCAGGCUGGAUUUGAAAAGGUUGGUGUGUACAGGAUGUCAAAUGAACGAAUUGGAUGUUCUUUGGCAGAUGCUGCAUCUAGCCCUUCGUAUAUGGGCUAUCUUGAGGCAGCUUCUAGGUCUCCUCAUUCGUUGCAUGUUGUGUACAUUAAUACUUCUCUAGAGACAAAAGCAUACGCCCAUGAGAUUGUGCCGACAAUUACGUGUACAUCUUCAAACGUUGUCCAAACCAUUUUGCAGGCUUUUGUUCAAGUUCCAGAUGCAAACAUAUGGUACGGGCCUGAUUCUUACAUGGGUGCAAAUAUUCGAGAAUUACUUCAGCAGAUGACUAAGAUGACUGAUGAAGAAAUUGCUGAGAUACAUCCAAAACAUAAUAGAGACUCAAUCAUAUCUUUGCUACCUCGCCUUCAUUAUUUUCAGGAUGGGACAUGCAUAGUACACCAUUUAUUUGGAAAUGAAGUUGUCGACAGGAUAAAAGAAAUGUACUGUGAUGCUUAUCUAACUGCUCAUUUCGAGGUCCCUGGAGAAAUGUUUUCUUUGGCAAUGGAAGCAAAGAGAAGAGGAAUGGGGGUUGUGGGUUCUACCCAGAACAUACUAGAUUUCAUAAAACAGAGAAUUCAGGAGGCUUUGGAUAGAAAUGUCAAUGAGCACCUUCAGUUUGUGUUAGGAACGGAAUCUGGAAUGGUGACUUCAAUUGUAGCAGCAGUUCGUAGUUUGUUAGGUUCUGCGAGGUCUGGAGGAGCAGAAAUUAAUGUAGAAAUUGUAUUUCCAGUUUCAUCAGACUCAGUGACAACGUCAAGUUCUUCCCCUGGCCUUGACUCUGUAAAAGUUGGUGAUGUCAUACUACCUGUCAUACCUGGAGUUUCCAGUGGGGAGGGAUGUUCCAUCAACGGCGGCUGUGCUUCCUGUCCAUACAUGAAGAUGAAUUCUCUCACCUCCCUCCUGAAAGUUUGCCACCACCUGCCCGAUGAGACAAAUAAUACCCUUUCCGCAUAUGAAGCAGGCCGUUUCAAACUGCAAACUCCCAAUGGAAAGUUAGUUGCGGAUGUUGGGUGCGAACCAAUACUGCACAUGAGGCACUUCCAGGCCUCUAAAAAGCUGCCGGAGAAGCUAAUUUCCCAGAUCAUUCAUCCGUCUGGUGACGGCAACUCGGUGCUGUUAAAUUAAGUGAAAGCUUUAGCCUAAAUGAUAGCAACCUUGGACUGCAAGCAAGAUUCUGAAUCCUGAGGGAGGCUUUUUCUUCAAGCAAAGUAUUCGUUUCCAAACCUUUGUUGCAUCAUUUCCUCAAUUUAUUUUUCAUACGUGACAGUCUUGCAGUUUAACUGGUUUAAUUACACACAGCAUAGUUCAGAGUUUAGAGAUCUAUAGGAAUGGAAGUUAUAAUAACCAUCGAUUUUUAUAUUCAAUCCCACGAUCAAGGAAUUUGAGUUCUUCCCGAGUCUUGCCUUCUAAAUCUCCAUCCCCGGGACAAAUGCUUAUGGAUACGUAGAUGUUUAUGAUGGUAAGCUUUCACUUACUGGUACUGACCGAAUGGCGAGCACAGAUAUGCAAUUCAUUCCUCAAGCAGACGUACGAUAGACGGCAUCAAGAAGUUAGUAACUAUUUCUUCUGAAUUUUGUGUAUGUUAUUUGGAGAUGUGUGAUUAUCCACAAUAGUUACGCAUAAAGCUCGAAAGGGCUCGUUGUUAAAUUGUUCUCUUCCCGCUGCAUUGUGUUGGGAGAGUAGGCAAGUUUCUCAUGUUCUGUAAUCUGUACUCCUAUGGGGAACGUUAUAUACAAAUUCACUAUUUGACUGUCA
Messenger RNA from Pyrus x bretschneideri (Chinese white pear), 2980 nucleotides. Its product is annotated as quinolinate synthase, chloroplastic. The transcript has 7 exons. Lineage: Eukaryota; Viridiplantae; Streptophyta; Magnoliopsida; Rosales; Rosaceae. Bases 131 to 2350 code for a protein of 739 amino acids. Gene Ontology annotation, cellular component: chloroplast. The record is from RefSeq and is a predicted model, not a curated record. Gene Ontology annotation, molecular function: quinolinate synthetase A activity; 4 iron, 4 sulfur cluster binding. Gene Ontology annotation, biological process: 'de novo' NAD+ biosynthetic process from L-aspartate.